Molecule: messenger RNA, 3025 nt
Organism: Chinchilla lanigera (long-tailed chinchilla)
Lineage: Eukaryota; Metazoa; Chordata; Mammalia; Rodentia; Chinchillidae
Product: zinc finger protein ZFPM1-like
Exons: 2
Coding region: 116-487 (123 amino acids)
Source: RefSeq, a predicted model, not a curated record
GGGGCGGAGGGGAGGGGAAGGUUAGGAGAGGACGGCGGCGCAGGUCCUGCCGCUUCACAUCGGGGUCCCCGCCCCCCCGGGCGGCGGGUGGCUGCCGCGCUUGGGGCCCCGGCUCAUGCACUCCGGGGCCAGAUGCUACGGCCCCAGGCGGGCGGCCGAGGCGGCGGCGAGGCGGGGGACCCGGCCGGCUCCGCUCGGCGCCGCCCCCGCUCCCGGCUCCCGCAUGUGUCGCCGCGGCUGGGACCCCCGCCCUACUACACCUAGGAGUCCUUCGCCCCACGCCCGGGACGAGGCAGAAAUUCCAGCCCCUCCUCAGCGUCCUCUCAGAGCGAAGCAGCUACCAGUCCCGACCCGCGGUAGCCGCCUCCCUGCCCCCAGCCGCCGGCUCCGGCUCCGGCUCCGGCUCCGGCGUGUGCAGCAGCCACUGCCGGCCGGGAAGGUGAGGGGGGGAGAGGAGGACGGCCGCGCUCCCGCUGGCCCAGGUUGAGGCUGAGGUCUCGGCGGCGGCCAGUGCACCGGAGCUGAGCCCCUCGGAUGCUCCCUCGCUCUCACGCUCUCGGCGGCAGUGGCGGCGGCACCCGGAGCUCCGCUCGCUGUCUCCCUCGCUCUGUGCGGGGCUCUCGCCUCACUCCAGAGAGAGGGGCGGGAGGAGAGCGGCGCCUACUGAUGACGCAGUCGCCUAGCAACCGCUCUGCCCCCCCGCCCCCUCCCUAUUCUUUCCGCUCCGAGGUUUCCUCCGCGGGCCUUUUUUUCCUCCCUCUUCCCCACCCUGCCCUGGCGACUGUGGCGCGUGGCGCGCGCUGAUGACGCGGAAGGGAAGAGGAAGUCGAGGUUCCGCGAGCGGGUGGGUGCGCCUCGGGCCGCGGGAGUCGCUGCUGCCUCUGCCGCUGCCGCCACCGCCGCCGCCUCUACGGCCGCGUCAGAACUGAAGAGAGGAAGAGGAGGAGCCCAGUUGAGUCUAAGCUGCCGCCCGAUCUUUCCCCUGACCCGAGGGCCGCAGGGAGAGCUUGCUCCGUAGCGGUUCCCUCCAGAGCAGGUGGCGACUACUCGUUUGAGACCAAGCAGGGGGCCUCGGCUUUGGGGCCGGGCUCCGGCGCGCACCACCCGAACGUGAGGCGUUUGGCCCCGGACAGGCCCUGGAAAGGCCAGCCCAUCGAGAAGUUGUCCUCCAGCGCGAUCGUUGCACCUGCUCCUGGGAGCGAGCGCCCCACCCUUCCCCUGGCGCGCGGUGAGACCUAGCGCCGGAUAAUCUGCGGUCAGGUCAGGCCGAGCAAAGGUUUGCUGAAUGGACGGACGCCUCUCUCCGUGGCCUUAGCGGAACUCUUCAAGAGGAUGCAAGUGCAAGAGUUUUGUGAACUGCAGCGCGUUGGAAUGAUGAGAAUUGUAAUACAUCCGUCCCGUCCGCCCCCACCCCCGCCGCCCCCAGCCGUGAAAGGAAUCAGGGGUGAGGCUUUAGGAUAGAGCUACUACCUGAGUUUUUAGUGGAAGAGGAGCAGAGUUGCCGGGGAGCGGGGAGAAGAGGACUGAAAGGGCGCCUUCCUCCGGGAGUAGGUGGAGGGAGUUUUCACUGAUUUUCAUUGUGCCUUACUGCCGUCUGUCUUCCAGGUCUAACCCAAAGGCUAUUAGUUUCUUUGUGAAAUAAACAUUACUACGAUUGUGUAGCCUUUCCUAUCGUUAUUAUACUGGGAAGUCAGUGCAGAUUAAAAGCGCGUGAAAUUUAAAGUAUAGUUUUCUAGGAAAAGAAAUUUUAAGAUAAAAGGACCAGAAUCCUCAUUCUGGCAGUAAGUUACUUUCCCGCCGACUAGUGUGAGAAUGAGAUUAAAGCCGCAGCAAUGAUGAAAGGAAGUAGAUGCCACUAUUAUGACGCUGGACCCUGGCAACGCUACUUCUGGAAACUUCAGCGAUGGAUACUACAAAUCUUUCCAUCUUUGGAGGUGGGGGGCGUGCAUGGGUAAGAGCAAUUGCAUUACAGACAAAUUGGAGAAGCCAGGGUUUCUGCCACUACUUCCGCCAGCAUAUGCGAAAGAGUAUACCAAGGAAACUGAACUGGGUAAAUUCAAGGGCUCAUUAUUGAAAUGCUGCAGAAAAGGUGAAUAGGAGGAAAGAACGAGGACCUGCAAAACGAGAGACUCAAAAGUUGCACCUGACCCUCCUGCCCUUGACCUAAAGUUCCGAGGGUCAGGUUAAAUAUCUUGCCUCAAUUACCCCUGUAUCCACGGUCUUAGCAUGAUCUAGUCACCUUCUGUAUCUUCCCAUCUAAGUCUCACAGGGAAUCAGAUCAACGAGCCAGGGACUCACAUAGCUACAAAAUCAUUUCUGCUUCUGUCCCUCUUCCUAUCCUACACCAGAAGAAUGGUGGAAAUUUAAAGCGUUAAACACAAAUGUAGGAGGUCUUGUGAAGCCAAGCACUUCAUAGGUUAAAUUCUGUGGGCUUUGAAUGAAAAGAAAGAGCUCUGCAGCGCACUAGAGAACACCUCCGGGAAAGUGUGUGCCGGGAAGGGUCUUUUCAAAGGCUUCAUCUUCUACUUCUAUAGUCAGUGGUACCACCCUGCAGCCUUGUUAGGGAAAAACAGAAGCGCACUCGAGAGCCCUGAGCUGCACAGCUUGCUGGCAAAGCCCACCCGCCUCACCACGCAGGCUGAUAACACAGAGCUGGCCUCUGAGAAGGAGGAAAUUCAUACGCUUCCAACUCACUCCAUCUCUUUAGUUCCUUAUGUUGCCUGCUAAUCCAGAGGAGAAAACAGUCAUUCAAAAAUCUCACAAACUGAAGUUUCAGCUGACAGUUCUGUCCUUGGUUCAUCAAUGUAUGUUGAAGAUCUGCAUACUAUGUUAAUACAAUACAACAAAAGGGACAUUUGUACAAGGUUCACACCUAUACUUGAAAGUGAGCGUGGUGUUUUAUUAUCCCACAUCGGUGGUUUCUACUGUCAGUGAUUGCGGUAUGCUGUUGUUUGGCAAAUUUUCCCCCUAAUAUAUUGAUCACUUUUAGCAUUUUUGUGAAAUGUACUAUAAAUGCAUAAAAUAA